UUCUCAGUCUAGAGGCGAGACUGCGCGAAUGAUCAUCAGGAGCGCACAUUGAUUUCGGCAGGCAUGCGAAGAUCCAAACAGAACUAAUAUAUAGGCGAGCCUUAAAUUGUUUAUUGCAAUACAUUUCUUUUAUAUUUUUCUUCGCUACCCUUCUAACAAGGGAGUACAUUGUGUGCAAAGAUGACAACGCUUUCAUUGCUGUUUAUGGCCGUGUCGGUCGCUUUAAUAACUGCAGAAUCAUCUGUUCAUUUCCGAGAGCAAUUUGAAGACGGUGACACCUGGAGGAGCCGAUGGGUGGAAUCCAAGCACAAAUCCGACUACGGGAAAUUUGUGCUCACUGCAGGCAAAUUUUAUGGCGAUGCCGAUAAAGAUAAGGGUCUUCAAACAAGUCAGGACGCCCAUUUCUAUGCUCUGUCAUCUCGAUUCCCGGAUUUCAGCAACAAGGACCAGCCCCUUGUCAUCCAGUUCAGUGUAAAACAUGAGCAGAGCAUUGACUGUGGUGGUGGCUACAUCAAGCUUUUCCCGUCAGAUCUGAAACAGGAAGAUAUGCAUGGAGACUCCGUAUACAAUAUUAUGUUUGGCCCUGACAUUUGUGGCCCUGGCACCAAGAAAGUACAUGUCAUUUUCAAUUACAAGGGGAAAAAUCAUUUGAUCAACAAAGACAUCAGAUGCAAGGAUGAUGAAUACAGCCAUCUGUAUACAUUAAUUGUCAAUCCUGACAACACUUAUGAAGUCAAGAUUGAUAAUAAGAAGGUGGAGUCUGGAUCUCUGGAAGAGGAUUGGGACUUCCUGCCAGCCAAAAAAAUUAAAGAUCCCGAAGCGAAAAAGCCUGAGGAUUGGGAUGAGAGGGAGAAGAUCGACGAUCCUGAUGAUACGAAACCAGAGGGUUGGGACAAACCUGAGAACAUCCCUGAUCCUGACGCCAAGAAACCCGAGGACUGGGAUGAUGAGAUGGAUGGGGAAUGGGAGCCACCCAUGGUCACCAAUCCUGAAUACAAGGGUGAGUGGAAACCCAGACAAAUUGACAAUCCUGCUUACAAGGGGAAAUGGGUACACCCAGAGAUUGAUAACCCGGAGUACACACCUGACAACGAAAUCUAUAAGUACAGUAGCUUUGGAGUAAUCGGACUGGACCUAUGGCAGGUGAAGUCUGGCACAAUUUUUGACAACUUCCUCAUUACCAAUGACCCAAAGCUGGCAGAAGAGGUUGGCAAUGAGACCUGGGGCGCCACAAAGGAUGCAGAGAAGAAGAUGAAGGAAAGCCAAGAAGAGGAGGAGAGAAAGAAGCGUGAGGAAGAGGAAAAGACCAGAAAGGAGGAUGCAAAGGACGAAGAGGAAGAUGAGGAUAAGGAGGAGGAGGAAGACGAAGAAGAGGAGGAGGGGGAAGAGGAAGAAGAAGAGGAGGAGGAAGAGGAAACAGACUCUAAACUCAAAGACGAGUUGUAGAUUUCAAUAAGAACUUAUGAAGAAAUGUCUCAUACCUUAUGAUUAAUGAGGUAUAAGGCAGAGAACUGGACUAAUGCUGGACCAUCUCUUCAGUUGGGUGUCAGAUGAUUCUGACAGAUUUUUCCCUUCCUACUACUUCAGAUCUAUUUAUAGAGUAACUUUCAUGAUUUUCAUUUGCAUUUGAGCAGGUCCCAAACAUUUUCUGUCAGGGAGAAUAGGAGCAGCGAUUCCCCAUCUGUAUUGAGACAUCUAUUAAAACACUUGUGUACAGUGUCAGAUAUUAUCCAGUAGCAUCUGUUUUAUUUACGCAACUUUGUGACAUGAAACUUGAAACAUAGCAGUCAUCAGACAUUACCUCAAUAAAUAUUUUCUUUAUCAGUUUUGUUGACAAUGAGGAGCAAUUUGGAGGUACUGUAAAAGGUAACUUUCUUUUCUAACUUGUCACCAUUUUGUUUCCAUUUAGUUUCUGUUAAAGAUUGUUUUUUUUUCCCGUCAAAAGCAGUUUUGCUGGAGUAGGUACAGAUAUGUAUCAGUUAUUUCUCAUUCACUGCAGCUUGGGCAGCGUGUGUGUGUGUGUGUGUGUGUGUGUGUGCGAGCGAGUGAGCGCAUGUUGGUUGAAAGCGUCUGUGUUGUGUUAUGUCUUUACCCAAACAUCAUAUUCACAACAUUGUUACUCAUGUUUUCAUGUCAGUAAUCAGGUUGGUUCAUUGACUGUAUAUUUCCCUGUUGAUCCCACAAGCUUUGCUAGUGGGACUAGUUUUGGUAUUGAGUUGGUCAGUAAGCAAACUGUUACAGUGAUAAUUCAUACCUGGUAAUUCAAAUCUGAUCAACAUCUAUAUUGGGCUGUUUAAAUAUCCAAAUAUAUCCAAACAACUGAAUAUUUGGCCUAUCCAUAUUUCUGAGCAGCCACAAAUACAUGUGUGGGUUUUUUAGUGUCUGUUUGGCUACGAAAUUAUUUAAGACUAAAUAUAAUUAGGGCCCAGAUGAACCUGUGGAGCGAGAAAUAAUUAAAGCUUUUGAGAUUAUAAAGGGUUUUACAAGGAAAGGUGAAUAUUGCACUGCUGUACUGCUUUCAAUUGUGUUUCCCCCAGCAAACUAGAUUUUGAUCUUUUUUUAAGAUUUUGUAAUUUUUGUUUGACAGAUGUGUUCCUUAACUUAAUGAAAUGAAAAGCUCUGGUAAGGAAGAUGUCCAAUAAUAAAACUACAAAAAGAGUAAUUUA
This is a messenger RNA of Paramisgurnus dabryanus, 2666 nucleotides long. It is a transcript of the gene calr, whose product is annotated as calreticulin. NCBI's taxonomy places the organism in Eukaryota, Metazoa, Chordata, Actinopteri, Cypriniformes, Cobitidae. The record is from RefSeq and is a predicted model, not a curated record. Gene Ontology annotation, molecular function: calcium ion binding. Gene Ontology annotation, biological process: protein folding; ERAD pathway. Gene Ontology annotation, cellular component: endoplasmic reticulum membrane; endoplasmic reticulum.